This is a messenger RNA of Candida dubliniensis CD36, 1203 nucleotides long. RefSeq names its product Yhb5p (gene YHB5). The transcript has a single exon. The record is from RefSeq and is a predicted model, not a curated record. Gene Ontology annotation, cellular component: intracellular anatomical structure. Gene Ontology annotation, molecular function: nitric oxide dioxygenase [NAD(P)H] activity; FAD binding; heme binding. Lineage: Eukaryota; Fungi; Ascomycota; Pichiomycetes; Serinales; Debaryomycetaceae. Gene Ontology annotation, biological process: cellular response to nitrosative stress; nitric oxide catabolic process. The coding region runs from base 1 to 1203 and encodes 400 amino acids.
AUGACCGUUUCCAGUGCUAGCAUUAUCAAUGAUUAUUUUGAAAGUAAACCUUUGACUCCAGAACAGGUCCAAAUCAUUACUGACUCGAUCCCCAUAUUAGAACAUCUUGAUGUCCAAUUAACUGAGAAAUUUUAUAAACGAUUAUUAAAACAAAACCCUGAUUUCAAACCAUUUUUCAAUGAAACUCAUCAAAAAUUAUUACGUCAACCACGAAUCUUAAUUCAUUGCUUGUUACAAUAUGCUAAAAACAUUCAAGAUUUGACUCCCAUGAUUGAUUUCAUUAAGAAAAUCGCUUCAAAACAUGUUGGAUUACAAGUUAAACCAGAGCAUUAUCCUAUUUUUGGACAAGUAUUAAUCAAUGUCAUUAUUGAUUUAUUCCCGAAACAAUUAGUACACGAUGAGUUUAUUGAGGCUUGGACUUUAGCAUAUCAAAAUUUAGCUAAUUUAUUAAUCAAAUUAGAAUCAGAACAAUACGUUGAAAAACCUUGGUAUGGAUUCAAACAAUUUAAAGUCACUAGAUUUCAUCGUGAAUGUUCCGAUGUUAAAUCAUUAUAUAUCACUCCAGUAGAUGGAUUGCCUAUCCCUAAACCUAAAAGAGGUCAAUAUUUAUGUAUGAGAUGGUUAUUACCAGGAGAAAAAUAUGAAAAAUCUCGAGAAUAUUCAAUUUCCGAAUAUCCACGAAAUAAUGAAUAUCGAGUCACCGUUAGAUAUAUUCCUGGUGGGAAAGUUUCUAAUUAUAUUCAUAAUCAAUUGAAUGUUGGUGAUAUUGUUUAUGCUGCUCCACCAUGUGGUGAUUGUUGUUAUGAAUCAUCACUGAAGAAUUUAGUGUUUUUAGCUGGUGGGAAUGGGGUUACAGCAUUAUUACCCAUGAUUGAAGCAGGAUUGGCUGAAGGAAGACAAGUGAAAUUAUUAUAUUCUAAUCGAUCAACUGAUUCUCGUUCAUUUGGGAAAUUAUUUCAAAGUUAUAAAGUACAAUAUGGUGAACGAUUCCAAGUGGUGGAAUUUUUAUCUCGUGGUAGAACUAUUGAUCCUAUUGAUAAAUUUUAUAAACGAUCAUUAACUUUAGAAGAUUUGGAUUUUAUUGUUCCUGAAGAUGAUGUUUAUUUAAUUGGUCCUAGAACAUAUAUGAAAAUGAUUGAAGAUUAUUUGAAAGAAAGAAAUAUUACCGUCAAAUUAGAUUAUUUUGGACCUCGUGAGAUAUAA